Molecule: messenger RNA, 1174 nt
Organism: Cylas formicarius (sweet potato weevil)
Lineage: Eukaryota; Metazoa; Arthropoda; Insecta; Coleoptera; Brentidae
Gene: Ref1
Product: THO complex subunit 4
Exons: 3
Coding region: 142-888 (248 amino acids)
Biological process (GO): mRNA export from nucleus
Cellular component (GO): nucleus
Molecular function (GO): mRNA binding
Source: RefSeq, a predicted model, not a curated record
CACACCAAUUCGAGCGGUGGCGUGCGUGCUGUUCUUGUCCCGUGAGCGUCCUUCAUUUUGUGUUGGGUUUACUGUCGGCGUUGUGAAGUAGUUGUGUAAUUGUGGUAAAGAAUUUUGAGCAAUACGAAUAAGAACUGAAAAAUGGUAGAUAAAAUCGAAAUGAGUCUCGACGAUAUUAUUAAAUCAAGCAAAUCUCGACGUGGUGGCGGCAGUCGCCGAGGCGGUAGAGGGGGUCAGGGCCGCGGCGGUGGCGGCCAAAGAAGAGGCAACUUUAGAAGAUUCGGCGGCGACGGCUCUAGCGUGCAACGUGGUCGCGGCCGCGGUGGCAUCACACGCACCUACACGCGGGGGGACGUGAACAGUGCGUGGAAACAUGAUCUGUUCGAAGGUUAUGGGCAGCGUAGAGUGGCUGCGGCACGCUCUAUUGUGCAAGCAAGCAUGGGGCCCACAAAGCUUAUGGUGUCAAACCUCGAUUUCGGUGUAUCCGAUUCGGAUAUACAAGAAUUGUUUGCUGAAUUUGGGCCCCUUAAAAGUGCUGCUGUCCAUUAUGACCGUUCAGGCAGGUCUUUGGGCACCGCUGACGUUAUAUUUGAAAGAAGGAGUGACGCAAUUAAAGCCAUGAAACAAUAUAAUGGUGUACCCUUGGAUGGAAGAGCAAUGAACAUCCAAAUGACCACAUCAGAAAUUCCUUCUCCUGGUAGAAGAGUCGGCGGGCCAACUGGGCCAGUAGUUCGUGACCGUAAAUUCAACAAAAGUCCCCGAGGAGGAGGCAAAGGACGACCUGUCAGAGGUCGUGGUCGAGGGGGCAGUAACAGAAUGCCUAGAAAACAGCCAACUGCAGAAGAAUUAGAUGCUGAAUUGGACGCGUACAGCAAAGAAAUGAAGUAGUGCGGAUUGUGUUUGCCCAAAACUGUUUUGAUGUUUCUCUGAGACACUUGCGUGUGAAUAAUUAAUGUGUAACAAAUAAAGUGCAGGCAGACAUUGUAAGAUACAAGUUGACAAAGCCUUAACAUUUACAUUAUUGAAACGUGUUUUAAGAUGAAUUUUAAUAAUGUUAAUUUUAAUACUAGAAAGAAAUAAAUUUAAGUUUAGUACAUAUAUGUUUAAUUUGGUUUUGUAAGUUUAUGUUCAACAUCUUUAAACAUUUAUCAUAAAAAAAUUGAAUAAACUGUGG